AUGGAGCGGAGGACCCCACCCAGCCCGCCCUACUCUCCUCUCACGGUCUCACCCCUCUCCACUCCCAGUUGUUUCCCUCCUUCCCCUUUCUCGUCCUGCCCCUACGCCUAUCCCUCUUCCCCCGUUCCCUCACCCCCCGUUCCCCGCCCCUCGUUCCCCCUCUUCUCCUUAGCUCCCCAAGACGACCCCCGCUCUGUCGGAAUACCCCACCCAGCCCGCCCUUCCCUCACUCCUCGCCGCUUCUCCUUUCCCCUUUCUUUCCCCUUCUACCCUUCCCCCCUCCCGCUCCUUUUUUCCUUCCCCCCAUCACAGCUUCCCAAGACCCCCCCCGCUCUGGCGGAGGACCCCACCCAGCCCGCCCUCCCCUCCCCAGGGGGCGGCCCUCCGGACCACCCCCUCCGCCCAGGGGCGCAGGGGGGUGGUGGGGGUGGUAACCCCACUGGUAACCCGACUGGUAACCACAUGGGUAACACGGGGAAUGCCGAUAUGGGCGGUGGGAACAUGGGGAACGGGAAUGUGGGGAAUCAUGUGCAUGGGAGCGGGGGAGGUCAGGGGAACACGCAGGGGGGAGGUGGUAUGUGGCAUGGAGGGGCGAAUGGAGGGGGGGGUGGGGAGGGGGAGGGAGGGAGAGGUAUUGAAAACGGUGUUGGUUUUGGUGCUGCUGCUGGUAAGGAUGGUGAAAUGGGAGGACGAGGAAGAAGAGGAGGAGAAGAUGACGAGAUAAUGCACACGCAGCAAGGAGGGGAGACGGGGGGAAGGGACAACAACGAGCCAACUCCUAUGAGUGUGGUGCUCCCAACCCUUGGGGGCGAGGGAGGGUCAGGUGGGACAGCAGGAGGAGGAGGAGGAGGAGGCGGAGGAGGGGUGACAGGAGGCGGAGGAGGGGGAGGGUCAGGGGGAUUUACAGGUACAGCUACUGGGACAAUGCAAGCAUUGACCUUGAACGUGGGCGGAGGGGGCAGCGGGGGAGAGGGGGGUAGUGGGGGCGCCGUUCAGGAGAGGGCUGGGGCUGGGGCAGGGGCAGGGGCAGGGGUAAGGGGUGGGGUAGGGGGUGGGGGUGGGUUAGGGGUAGGGGCCGUGGCAGGGAAUGGGUUUUAUAGUUUAAGGUCCGGUGCUGCUGGGUUGGGGAUGGGGAUGGGGACUGGGGUGGGAGCAGGAAUGGGAACAGGGAUGGGAACAGGGAUGGGGUUUCGGAAAGCUGGGGCGGUAGGAGGGGGGAGAGGAGGCGAGGAGGGGGGGGCUAGGAGUAUGGUUAUGGGGAAUGUGAGUGAUGCCCCUGCUGUGGCUAUAGCGGUGGGGGAUGAUGAGAUCCCUGCGUUGUUGUCACCUGCUGUAGAAGCACAUGAGUAUCAGCCACAGCACGUGCAACAGCAGCUACAGCAGCAACAAAAACAGCAACAACAACAGCAACAACAACAGCAACAACAACAGGUGCAACUGCAUCCACAACAGCAGCAGCAACAGCAGCAGCAGCAACAGCAGCAGCAGCAGCAGCAGCAGAAGCGAGAGGAGGGGAAUCAAGGGAGGGGUGGCAUGAUCGAUCUAAACUCCUGGCCUCAGCGUUCCACUGAAGCCUCACAAAAGAAGCCGCCGACGCCGGCGCCUGUCGUGAUGAAAGCUAAGCGGAGUUUCAGUUAUGGCGGGUCCCGUCAGAAGAUCGGAAGCGGCCAUAUCAGCCGCCAAUUCAUCAGCCAAUCCAGCAGCAACCAACCACCGCAGGCGUUCCCGGCUUGCCCUCGAGUUUCGUCCCCGGGCCCUUCAACGCUCGACGACUCGUCCGCCGCUUUUUGCGCCGCCGAUUGCGCCGCAGGCCGCAGCCUGGAUCCGCAAGCCACCGCGCCGUCUAUUUACUCGGGGAUCGCGGGCGGAAAUUUCGGAUCUGACAUAUUGUGUUCUUACCCCAGCUUAGAUCGCGGCAGCAGCACCAGUUCCGCCGCCACUCUCGCUUCCCCCUCCUUCUUCUCCCCCGCGGACGCCAAGGGGCGCCUCUCCGCGCAGUUUGGCCCAGGCAUGUGGGCGGAAGGCGGAAACUAUUCCGCUAUGGAAGCGUCCCCGGAGCGGAACUGGGUGGGGGAAGCAGCAGUACGCGCGGGUUUCUCCGGACGACGUCUCUCCACCUCGUCGUACUUCCAGACACUUUUUCGCGUGGGCGAAAGUUGCGAGAGUGGCGAAAGUUGCGAAAGGGAGAACGAUUUCCUGGAAACGGGUUACGACGAGAGCGACAUAGCGGAAGCUUCGUGCCUGGCGCGCCGUUCCCCGCGGAUCUCCUCGUCGCGCCGCAGCCCCUCGUUCUUCUCCCCCGCGCGCGCGCAGCUCCCCCACUUCCCCGCGGCCUAUCCUCCCCCCAACAUCCUCUUCCGCUUCUCCCGCAGUAAACGCCUCUCUGAAUCCUCCGUCUGCGUUCCCGCCGCGCCUCCCGCCAUGUUUCCCUCCGCUUCCGCUUCCAAUUCCGCCGCCGCGAGCCGCCCACCUUCCUCUUCGACCUGCGUAACGCCAGUAGACCCAUGGCAAGCGGAAAGGCUGACUCAGCAGGCUCUGGCCGAGAAGGGAUGCCCGCCAGACGUGUCUGUGACGGGGGGACGAAUGCCCGUCUCUUCAGGUGCUUCGUCAGGUGCUUCUUCAGGUGAUUCUUCAGGUGCUGGUGCAGCAGCAGGUGAAACGCGGGAAAGCAGCAGGCUGGAGAUCUCGUUUGAGAACCUGUCCUUGGAUUCGGAUGAAGCAGGUUCGUCGGAAAGCUCUGCUGCUGCCGCCACUGGGCAAACGCAGCAAGCAUUGUUCAGAAUGUCACAAUUUGACUCCAAUUCGGAUGAAGCGGGCUCAUCAGAAUCCUCUGUUGCUGGGGAGGAGCAGCCAAUGGCAGCACCGCGAGCGGUUCCCACUAGGAGGGAGGAAAGCUCCUGGGCGGUUCCAAUGUCCUCCUAUUGUUCGCAAACGUUGCUACGGGAAGAGGAGGGCAAGGACGGAUCGGUAACCACGGUUUAUCCCGGGGAGCACCCUGAAGCUGACAGAAAGGUCCGCUCUGAUGCUGCAGUUUUUUCCAAGGACACUGAAGGGGACAGUCAGCCCCACUUUGAACACUUUGAAGCGCAUAGCAAGAUGAAAUCUGACAUUCCUUUUUCCCCUCGGCAGCAGCUUUCGAGGAACUUCUGUCGGCUGUUGGGAUGCUGGGCUGGCUCUAAGGGCAGCAGAGCACGAGGAGCUUGCGUGCGGGAAUGUGACAGCGGGAGGGUUGGGGAAGAGGAUGGGGGAGGGGCUGGCAUGGGAAAGAGGGCCUGCUGUGGGAACGUAUGCAAGGCGGCGCAUGUUGGACAAAGAAGGGGGGACUUGAUGGGGGAUGUGAUGGGCAGUGUGGGUGGUGGUGAGGGAGAUGCCAAGGAGUCUGCCGCUGGAAGCAGAGGUAGGCUGAAGAAGUGGUGGGGGGGUGUGUAA
Messenger RNA from Closterium sp. Naga37s-1, 3429 nucleotides. Lineage: Eukaryota; Viridiplantae; Streptophyta; Zygnematophyceae; Desmidiales; Closteriaceae. The record is from the annotation of a GenBank genome assembly.